ACUCCUUUCCACCCAAAUAAUCCAUUUGGAGUCCAUUUCUCGUCAUUUCUCAAUCUCCGAUGGGCCUAAGAUGAACAUUCUCCCACCUCCGUCUUCCUCGUCGUCGUUUCCGCCAUAUCCAAACUCCGGUACACCGGCGGCUUUCACUCUCUCUCACAACACUAUAUCUCUCUGCUCCAUCAACCCACCCUUAACCGCCGCUAAUCGACCCUCGCGCCGCCCGACUUUCGUACGGUUCUCCUCCGGCACUGCUAACAGCUCCGCCGGAGACCUCUCGUCGUUUCUGGGCUCUUCGUCGGAGCCAUAUUCAACGCACAACGACCAAGAGCUUUUGUCUCUCCUCCGCAAUCGAAAAACCGAUGAGGCUUGGGCUAAGUAUGUUCAAUCCACUCAUCUCCCUGGACCCACUUGCCUUAGCCGUUUAGUUUCCCAAUUGUCUUAUCAAUCCAAGCCCGAUAGCCUCACGCGCGCUCAAUCCAUCCUCACGCGCCUCCGCAAUGAGCGCCAGCUCCAUCGCCUGGACGCUAAUUCCCUCGGCCUCCUCGCCAUGGCUGCCGCCAAGUCUGGCCAGACUCUUUACGCCGUCUCCGUUAUCAAAUCAAUGAUUCGCUCUGGGUACUUACCGCACGUCAAAGCGUGGACAGCUGCUGUAGCUAACCUCUCUUCUGCCGGAGACGACGGACCCGAAGAAUCAAUCAAACUCUUCACAGCUAUUACACGGCGAGUGCGACGCUUCGCCGACCAGUCUUUGGUCGCUCAAUCUAGGCCUGACACGGCGGCGUUCAACGCUGUGCUUAACGCUUGUGCAAACCUUGGUGAUGCUGAGAAAUUCUCGAAACUGUUCGACGAAAUGUCUGAGUGGGAUUGUGAAUCUGAUGUGUUGACUUAUAACGUUAUGAUUAAGCUGUGUGCAAGAGUUAAUCGGAAGGAACUGAUUGUGUUUGUCUUGGAGAGGAUAGUUGAGAAGGGAAUUAAGGUUUGCAUGACGACGAUGCAUUCCCUCGUUGCAGCUUAUGUUGGGUUUGGUGAUUUGAGAACUGCAGAGAGAAUUGUUCAAGCGAUGAGGGAGAAAAGGAGAGAUCUUUGCAAGGUUCUGCGAGAAUGCAAUAUCGAGGAUUUGAAGGAGAAAGAAGAGGAAGAAGCAGAAGAUGAUGAGGAUGCGUUUGAGGACGGUGAAGACUCGGGUUACUCGCCUCGGGAUGAGGUAAACGAAGAGGUGUUUGAGGAUGUGUUCAAGAAAUUGCUGCCUAACUCUGUCACCCCGAGUGAUAAGCCACCAUUGUUGCCUAGAGUUUUUGCACCAGAUUCAAGGAUCUACACUACGCUGAUGAAAGGUUAUAUGAAGAAUGGGCGAGUGGCAGACACAGCUAGAAUGCUUGAGGCAAUGAGGCGUCAAGAUGAUAGUAAGAGCCACCCAGAUGAAGUUACCUACACCACGGUUGUGUCAGCUUUUGUAAAAGCCGGGUUGAUGGAUAGAGCGCGACAAGUGUUAGGUGAGAUGGCUCGGAUGGGUGUACCUGCAAAUAGGAUCACUUAUAAUGUUCUGCUCAAAGGGUAUUGUAAGCAGUUGCAGAUAGAUAAGGCGGAGGAUUUGCUAAGAGAGAUGGCUGAAGAUGCAGGGAUCGAGCCAGAUGUGGUUUCCUAUAACAUCAUUAUAGAUGGAUGCAUUCUUAUAGAUGAUAGCGCAGGAGCUUUAUCGUUCUUCAAUGAGAUGAGAACAAAAGGGAUUGCACCAACUAAGAUUAGUUACACUACUUUGAUGAAGGCUUUUGCAAUGUCGGGGCAACCCAAGUUGGCGAAUAGAGUGUUUGAUGAGAUGAUGAGGGAUCCAAGGGUCAAAGUGGAUUUGAUCGCGUGGAACAUGUUGGUUGAAGGGUAUUGCAGGCUAGGUUUGAUUGAAGAUGCAAAGAGAGUAGUUUCAAGGAUGAAAGAAAACGGGUUUUACCCAAAUGUGGCGACUUAUGGGAGUCUAGCCAACGGGGUUUCUCUGGCAAGGAAACCUGGUGAGGCGCUCUUGCUUUGGAAGGAAAUUAAGGAAAGGUGUGAGGUGAAAAAGAGAGAAGAAUCUGAAGGACAUUCUACAGAUCCUUCUCCUUCGAUGCUGAAACCAGAUGAAGGUUUGUUAGAUAUGCUAGCGGAUAUAUGUGUGAGGGCUGCGUUUUUCAAGAAGGCAUUGGAGAUAAUCGCGUGCAUGGAGGAGAAUGGGAUACCUCCUAAUAAAACUAAGUACAAGAAGAUAUAUGUGGAGAUGCACUCGAGGAUGUUCACUAGCAAACAUGCUUCACAAGCCAGAGUAGAGAGGCGGGUAGAACGAAAAAGAGCAGCUGAAGCUUUCAAGUUUUGGCUUGGUUUGCCUAAUUCUUACUAUGGAAGUGAGUGGAAGUUAGGUCCAAGAGAAGACUAGAUCAUCCUAUUGAUCAGGCUACUCUCAUACACCAAUGUAUACUAGGUUGUGUCGUAGAUGUUAGAUGUCGUCUAUACUUCGAAAGUCAGUAGGUGUGAAUGAACAGUGACCUAAACAUUCAAC
Messenger RNA from Eutrema salsugineum, 2527 nucleotides. Its product is annotated as pentatricopeptide repeat-containing protein At3g09650, chloroplastic. Gene Ontology annotation, molecular function: protein binding. The record is from RefSeq and is a predicted model, not a curated record. The transcript has a single exon. NCBI's taxonomy places the organism in Eukaryota, Viridiplantae, Streptophyta, Magnoliopsida, Brassicales, Brassicaceae. The coding region runs from base 71 to 2404 and encodes 777 amino acids.